CAGUCGGCAGCCGGCAGGAAGGAAGCGUGGGUCUCGGUCUACUCGAACUCUUUUCACCGUCGAUAACUCGAUAACUUUGUAAUUCGAUAACUCGACGGUCACCGAACUCCAGUCGACAUGACCAGCGAAUUUCUCGGAAAGAAGUACAAGCUCUUCAGCAGCGAGAACUUCGACGACUUCAUGAAGGCUCUGGGCGUGGGCAUGGUGGUGAGGAAGAUGGGCGCCACCGUGAGUCCGGUCGUCGAGCUGACCGAGAACAGCGGGGAGUACACCCUCAAGACCUCGAGUGCCUUCAAGAAUACCGAGAUUAAGUUCAAGCCCGGCGAGGAAUUCGACGAGGAGACUCCCGAUGGCCGCAAGGUCAAGAGCGUCAUUACUCUCGAAGGGAAUAAAUUGAUACAAGUGCAGAAGGGCGACAAGGAGACGACCAUCGAGCGGGAGUUCACCCCUACGGAAAUGAAGGCCGUGAUGAAGGUGGACGACAUCGUUUGUACACGGGUCUACAAGGUCCAGGAAUAAAAUAAUCCGCGGCGGAACCAUGCUGCAAGUGUUUUCUUUCUGCAAGUCAUAUUGAUACUUCCUCUCAGUCGUGGAUAUGGUGGAAGAGAUCAUUCCAAUAAUGCUCGGACGUGCCUCGGGCCAAGAGAGGACGCACCGUGACACAUCAUCGCACCUUUGUACGUCUGUAUGUUUGGUGACUUUCAGCGUUCCAUGUACUCUCAUUUUUGCAUCCUAUUGACGAUAAGGGUUAUGUAUGAAGAAUUUCAUAAAAUAAAGUUUAUUUAAAUGAA
Molecule: messenger RNA, 791 nt
Organism: Orussus abietinus
Lineage: Eukaryota; Metazoa; Arthropoda; Insecta; Hymenoptera; Orussidae
Gene: fabp
Product: fatty acid-binding protein, muscle
Exons: 3
Coding region: 118-519 (133 amino acids)
Biological process (GO): fatty acid transport
Cellular component (GO): cytosol; nucleus
Molecular function (GO): fatty acid binding
Source: RefSeq, a predicted model, not a curated record